CUCAACACAGUUCGUCAGACAAUUUUGAAAGGUUUCGAAGAAUACUUCAGAUCAUCAUACAAAAUGCAGAAAUAUUUGGUAGUAUUUGCGGCUGCUCUGGCGCUUGUUGCCGCUGAAUCUGUAUUAGUAGAAGAUGAAGAGGGAAGACAGUUUUACCUCACUCCCGUGUCAAGCCGCCAGAGAAGGCAAGCUGAUGGCCCUAAACUUUUCGGUGAGGGCGGUGGAAACGGAAAAUCCCAAGGUGGGUUCCUCAAAUUGGAGAAUCCUAACGGUUCCGGAGGUAGUCUUGGUUACGGACAUACCAACGGCUUCGGGCACGUAGUCAGCGCUGAUGCCAUGGUGCCAGUUUGGUCCAACAAGAACAGGUAUGGGGAGUCUACCUUCAACGUCGGAGGAGGUGCCACUCGUAAAUUCGGCGGCUAUGGAGGAAAUAUGAAUUUGGACAAGAGAGUUGGAAUCAGUUUUAACCACAGAUGGUAGACGGCUAUUAGAUUCGUUGUUAAUUAUUUAUGUAAAUUAUUUAUUGUUAAUACAUUAUAGUAGUAAAACGAAAGU
Messenger RNA from Cylas formicarius (sweet potato weevil), 555 nucleotides. RefSeq lists its product as uncharacterized. The coding region runs from base 64 to 480 and encodes 138 amino acids. The record is from RefSeq and is a predicted model, not a curated record. The transcript has 2 exons. NCBI's taxonomy places the organism in Eukaryota, Metazoa, Arthropoda, Insecta, Coleoptera, Brentidae.